Molecule: messenger RNA, 642 nt
Organism: Cladophialophora psammophila CBS 110553
Lineage: Eukaryota; Fungi; Ascomycota; Eurotiomycetes; Chaetothyriales; Herpotrichiellaceae
Exons: 1
Coding region: 217-642 (141 amino acids)
Source: RefSeq, a predicted model, not a curated record
AAGGGUAUCGACCAAGCAGCAUUGUUAUUGUUUUCCAACCCUUGUGACUGCUCCGACUCGUCGUCUGAAAGACCAUCCCGGUCCGGAUUCAGAGCUCUUUCUCGAUUUCUUCCUUUCCGUCGUCCUUUAUUGGGUUCGCUCUCUGAAGGGUCGCUGUAUUCCAUUCAAAAAGCCACGGAGGUCUACGUGCCCAGGCCCCUCUACCAGGACUGUGACAUGUCAAUCCUGCUCACUUCCCACUGGGGGAAUAUGCGGCCGCUUUCACUCAUCUUCGGCAAAGUGUUUGACCGAAAUACACAAAGUCGUCUAAGAUCAGCAGAUCGUUCUGCGAUUCGAGCAAUGUUCGCGUCUCCUCGAAUCGUUGGACCGUUCUUCAAGGUGCUAGGUGCGAGAUUGGGCACUUUCCUUGCCAAGAUGCAUGAUCCAGAAACCACAAAACAACUACGACUGUCCAGCAAUCCUCCAUCACCCACGAAUUUUGCCUCCAAAGAAGCCGGCAAACAAAGGCUCAUUGGAGAGAUUGCAAAAUGGCGAAACAAUGUCCAACAAAUGGACUUUUUUAUUGACUCCCCAGACGCUUUGGAAGGUCUCUGCAGGACACUCAAUGAUGAUGUCGACCGGCAACAUUUUCCGGACUACUAG